GUGCCGAUCAACUGCACUUGAGGGAGCUCCAGUGUGCGGACCUUCGUUUAUGAUUUCAUAGAGAGGAAAGCGACCAGUUUGGAGCUGCUCAAACGAAUCAAACCUGACAGCAAUUUGCGAGGGAGUCCAGGAUUCACUUAGGAACACCUGUUGCUCGUCGUCUGCGCACUGAACAUGGAUACAGGACACGUCAAAGCAUCAUUUAAUAGCAAAAAAGAAAAACACUUCUAAAGUGUAUUUGGACAGUUCUUCUUCUAAUCCCCCAGGGACAAAUAUGUGAACAGCUUUUUGUUCAUAUUCUUCAUUUCUAUUUUUCUUUCAUUGCUGUGUUUUGAUACUGUCUGAUACUUGGCGGUCAAACCAUGAGCGCACAAAUUCCCCAUCAACCUCGCCUUGAGAUAACAUCAAAUAAAUAUUCACAAUUUGGAUCCAAACGUCUCCAAGUAAGCGCUUUUACGCACGCGCACUUUUUCUUCUAGAGGAGAUAAUAUCAGAUGCGGACAAUCGAUUAUUCUGAUCUGAUUUUUUUUACAGCCAGCUUGACUGACAGCUGCAUCGCAGACGCAACUCGUCACAGACUCCGAGUGAAGAUGCUCUCACCUCACAGAGGAGCGGUGCAGAGCGCACUGGUCUGCUCAUAGGAUGGUAAAAAAACAUGCACAAUGCUUGUGCUGUAAAUGAUUUAAUUAUUAAAAAAUAGGAUAUCUGGACUCACUCUUUGAAAGUAAGGAGGCUGCUGCAGAUGCAUUUGACUUGGGGAAGCAGAAGCAGGCACUUGGUGAUACUUUUUAACUUGGAUAUACUUUGAAUUACAGAUGGAUUUCUUAAACGACUCUAAUUUCUCCCUCGGAGACACUAAUUCAACAACACAAGCUGUAGAUGGGGCCCUUCACCGCAGCGCCAUCCUCCCUGUCAUCUUUGGCAUCAUCUGCUUUCUGGGCAUCGUGGGAAACUGCAUCGUCAUGUACACCAUCAUGAAGAGGACCAAGUGCCGCGCCAAGCAAACUGUUCCGGACAUCUUUAUCUUAAAUUUGUCAAUCGUCGAUCUCCUGUUUCUCCUCGGGAUGCCGUUCCUCAUCCACCAGCUGCUGGGCAACGGCACCUGGCACUUUGGAGCCGCGAUGUGUACGGUCAUCACUGCACUUGACUCAAACAGCCAGAUUGUCAGCACUUACAUCCUCACCGCGAUGACCCUCGACCGUUACUUGGCUACGGUCCAUCCCAUCCGCUUCAACUACAUCCGCACGCCUUGCGUGGCAUCGCUGGUCAUCGGGCUGGUGUGGGGUCUGUCCUUGCUCACCAUCAUCCCCGUGUGGAUGUACGCCGGCCUGAUGCCUCUACCAGACGGCCUUGUUGCCUGCGCUCUUCUUCUGCCUGACCCGGUCACUGACAUAUACUGGUUUACGCUUUACCAGUUCUUCUUGGCGUUCGCUAUACCUUUGGCCAUCAUCUGCCUGGUGUUCUUCAAGAUCCUUCAGCAUAUGUCGACCAGCGUGGCGCCGCUGCCUCCGCGGAGUUUGAGGGUGCGCACAAGGAAGGUGACCCGGAUGGCGGUGGCCAUCUGCCUGGCCUUCUUCAUCUGCUGGGCCCCUUACUACAUCCUUCAGCUGAUCCACCUCGGGGUGCAGAACCCGAGCCUAGCUUUCUCCUACGCCUACAACAUAGCCAUCAGCAUGGGAUAUGCUAACAGUUGCAUCAACCCGUUCCUCUACAUCGUCCUCAGUGAGACCUUCAAGAGGCAGUUCCUCAGAGCGGUGCGCCCGGUUAACAGGAAGUUCCGCGUACGCCCGAGCACCACGGACGGUGGCAGUGUGAGUGUGAGGCUGGUACCGGAAGGGGCUCGGCAGGAGCCGGCCUGUGGGGAGAUGAUACCAUCCAACAUGGCCCCGCAAUGAAUACAAAUCAAAAUGACUUCACUAUGUAUCACUGUGGAUGGGACAUCAGCACGAGAACACAUUAGUGUUUCUGAGCAUUAAUGUCUGCACAUCAACUCCAAUCGACAGCAUGUUUGCUAAUUUUCAGUCAAGAUCUGAAUAAAAAUGUUCUCUCCGAUCAUUCCUCAUCAUGCAAAGCACAAUUUUGCAAUUUUUUUUUUUUAAAAACUAAUCAGCCUGCCUCGCUUCACUCAGAGACCAUCCUUAUCAUAACAACACUACUUUAUAGGAGCAACGAAAAUCAGACGGUGGCUGCCGGUAUCACGGUUUUGCACUCUGCGGCUCACGUUACCGCAGAUUCACAAGCUUGUCGGAGAACUACUGUGGCCUUCAGGUAGCGUAAAAAACGCUAAAGGCUCUCUUUAGAGGCAGUGUUUGGUUUGUCCGUUCUGGGCUACUGUAGAAACAUGGAGGAGCAACCUGGCGGACUAUGUGAAGAGGACCCGCUCCCUAUGCAGAUAUGAAGGGCUCAUUCUAAGCUAACGAAAAACAAUGAUUCUUAGUUUCAGGUGAUUAUUUCAUCACACUAAUGAAAGUUAUUAAUAUUGUAUUCCAUUUCUGCUAAUAGAUCCCACAAAAUGUUACACACUGUUCCUUCAAUUCAUGCCAGCUAAAAACAGUGAACUUAUCCUUUAAACUACUUCAACAGGGGACAUUUUCUUCCAGACUGUAUCAUCGUCAGGUCAAAAUGUUCUAAAAUAAAUUACAUCUAAAUCAUAUCACUGUGUGCAUCCAUGCGGUACACCGAGCAGUUGCUUGCAGCUGUAUAUGACUACUGUUAUACGACUGUUGUACUGAAUAAUGGAAAGAGACGUGUGAAAUGAGUUGUGAGCUUUGGGGACAUCAAGAGUUUAUGUAUAAAGACCUGCAUAGAUGUUAUUGAGGUUUUGAUAAUGCAUUCUUGUUUGUUCUUGUGUCCUACUGUGAUCUUUGAUGUAAUAGCUCGCCUCUGAAGAACAGAAAGAGACUGGACAUAAUGCCUCGGAUCAUACAUUGUUAAAUACUGUAAUGCAUUAAAUAUUACCCUCUUCAAAGGGUCCAUAUUAUAUCCGACACAUUAGCAAGAUUGCUUUGAGGAAUUGUGCUACGAUAAUCAAUAGAGUUAUUCUCCUCUUUUGGGAAAAAGAAAGACAGUAAUGUAAGUGCAUGCGAUGACUUUCAAUGAGAUGAUUGUAUGACUCUUCACUGUAGUAAUAGUGCUUUAACAUGGAGGAGGUGACUUCCAGUCAGGGACGGUUAAUUUACUCAUCAAUCACAGUCAUGCUUUAAUUUUCUGUUGUUUAAAUGGUGUAAAAAAAAAGACAGAAUUUGGUAAAAGAAUCCAACAGACUUCACAUCAAAGUGGAGAGGCCUACAGAUGUGCAAAAAAGGAUGUGAAGUUUGUUUUUUGUUUCUCUGUUUGCUUGUUUGUCUGCUACAAGGAUGUCUAAAAAAAACAAAAAACACCAUUUGGCAAUUUACAAA
Sebastes umbrosus (honeycomb rockfish) is the source of this 3398-nucleotide messenger RNA. RefSeq names its product melanin-concentrating hormone receptor 1a (gene mchr1a). Gene Ontology annotation, molecular function: melanin-concentrating hormone receptor activity; neuropeptide binding. The record is from RefSeq and is a predicted model, not a curated record. The transcript is spliced from 2 exons. Gene Ontology annotation, cellular component: neuron projection; membrane. Gene Ontology annotation, biological process: neuropeptide signaling pathway. Lineage: Eukaryota; Metazoa; Chordata; Actinopteri; Perciformes; Sebastidae. Bases 816 to 1895 code for a protein of 359 amino acids.